AUGAUGUCUACGACUGCGUCCGACCGCUUCGGCGCUAUGGAGUUAACCCCUCGCCACGACCAGCCGCUCCUGGUGCCUGGCUCGGCCGCACUGGACGCCAUGGCAGCGCCCUGCGUCGUGUCCGUGCGCGUCGUGUCCGCCAUCGAUCUGCGGCCCAUGCACAAGGGUAUUACAAGCAAUCCAAUGGUGGAUGUCUCGCUCAUUCAUGACGACGGUUCGCUUCAAUUCCAGCGCAGCAUCGGCUGGGACAUGGGCAACGAUCUCAAGGCGCCACCCGGACUACAGCCACGCUCUCACAGAAACAGCACAUCGUCACUACCCGCUGGGGGUAUCCAACAUGGAAUGGCCACAAAGCCUUUCAAGUCUCGAGUGAUCAAGGGCUCCCUCAACCCCAUGUGGAAGUUCGACGUUGACUUCGGAGACGUGGACACCGACAAGGUCGUGGGUGUGCUGUUCACUGUGCGUCACGUCGAAAAAUUUGGUCUCGUCAAGAAAGAUAUGGGUCAGCUGAUGCUGUCGUUGAGAGACAUUAUGGAGCUUAAGAUGCAACCGCCACAUGAGCAAGAGUUCCAUUUAUUGCCGACCGAUGAGAUGGUCCGCCGGGAAGCCCUGGAAGGCCCGACGAAUCGCAAGCCAGGCAAGCUCUUGAUUCGCUUCAACGGCUACGGUGUUCCCUCAAACUAUACCGUGAUGACUGAUGGUCGUGUGUCCAACAUGGUGAACACGCUCGUGGCCCAUGAGGACGAGUUCGGACGCAGCUCCAAGUCCCUUGUGGUGCACGAUAUCCGCGCCGAAGUGCGUAAACUUCAGAGUUUUCACCAGACGAAGCCAAGGCCAGGCGAGAUAUGGUUUGCCGUCAACGCAGACUGGAUCCGUGCCUGGCUACUCUUUGUGUCAACGUACAAGGGCGAAGAGGCUCACAGUCCUGGCACUGUAGACAAUAUGCCUCUCAUUUCGGACGAUCUGAUGGACGGCACGUUCCAAAUUAAAUCCGGUCUUGUCAUCAAGAAGGACUUCAGGAUGAUCAACAAGAAGAGCUGGGAUUACUACCAGAAUGUCUACGGUGGAGGUCCAGCGAUUGAGGUGCAAAUCCCUAUCGACUGCGCGAGACCAGCGCUGUGGCUAGCGAGUCUCCAGCUAGACGAAGCUGGUCGAGUCAAUUCCAACUACGUUGACUCCGACUGA
Molecule: messenger RNA, 1185 nt
Organism: Phytophthora infestans T30-4
Lineage: Eukaryota; Oomycota; Peronosporomycetes; Peronosporales; Peronosporaceae
Exons: 2
Coding region: 1-1185 (394 amino acids)
Molecular function (GO): cysteine-type deubiquitinase activity
Source: RefSeq, a predicted model, not a curated record